Megalops cyprinoides (Indo-Pacific tarpon) is the source of this 2437-nucleotide messenger RNA. It is a transcript of the gene eomesb, whose product is annotated as eomesodermin homolog b. The record is from RefSeq and is a predicted model, not a curated record. Bases 253 to 2217 code for a protein of 654 amino acids. Gene Ontology annotation, molecular function: RNA polymerase II cis-regulatory region sequence-specific DNA binding; DNA-binding transcription factor activity, RNA polymerase II-specific. Gene Ontology annotation, cellular component: nucleus. Lineage: Eukaryota; Metazoa; Chordata; Actinopteri; Elopiformes; Megalopidae. Gene Ontology annotation, biological process: mesoderm formation; endodermal cell fate specification; regulation of transcription by RNA polymerase II. The transcript has 7 exons.
ACGGUCUCGCUACCUAGGCCUAUAUAGAGCAUACACUUUUCGUCUUUUUUCUGUCUCCUCCAAACAGGAAAAAGAUCUAGUAAUGAACGUAUAAAUGAUCGCUCUCUCUAAUUUUUGUGCACCGCGGUAACAGUCUUUGGUCUCGUACAACUUUCCUUUCAGUUUAAUGUAUGCCACUAAUUCAAUAUUAUCGUUCUUUUUAAAUUGCGUAUAACUGAAUAAAAUAAUGUAUUAAAUGAAGAACAACAUAGGAUGCAGCUAGGAGAGGGAAUUUUACCCAGUGCACCUAUCAACUUACCCAAGACUUUUUACAACCUCUCCUCCUCAGAAAGUAAUAACAGUCCUGGAUCAACGCCGCUAGAAUUUCAGGAGGUCGAUCGAACUGAAUCUGAACAAGGGAACGGGCCCAAGAAGUAUUUGAGCGGCGGAGGAAACGCCAUGCUGGGCGAGGGUGAGAGCGAGACCUUUUCAGGAACUAAAGCCGCUCCGGACGGAAGAAAAAGUUCACCCAUCGUCGGAGAAGACGACCUGUCCAGUGGCAGUCGGUACAACAUAGAUGGACUGGGUUCCGACAGAUACUUUCUUUCGUCCUCAUCUCAGCAGACCCCCGAUGUGGCGAACCCGUGUUCCCUCUUCCCGUACGCAGGCCAGACCGGGACGGUUUAUGCUGGGUCAAAUGGAUCCAGAUAUUCAGCCUCGCUUCACUACGGAUCUGUCCUGCCGCCGACGGGGUUUUCGUCUGCCGUUUGUGCUGGACGCAGCCAGUUUGGCUCAGGGUAUCAGUUUGGACAAGGACCGGGGUGUCUCUACCCCUCGUACCCGAGCACAGGGGCGGGCAUCGGCUCUAUGCCGAUUCCAGGAACAGGGACAGGGACGAGGGCUCAAGUAUACCUGUGCAACCGGCCGCUGUGGCUUAAAUUUCACAGGCAUCAGACAGAGAUGAUUAUCACCAAACAGGGCAGGCGGAUGUUCCCGUUUCUUAGUUUUAAUAUCACAGGUCUGAACCUUACAGCCCACUACAAUGUCUUUGUUGAGAUUGUGCUGGCCGAUCCGAACCAUUGGCGAUUUCAAGGAGGGAAGUGGGUCACCUGCGGGAAAGCGGAUAACAACAUGCAAGGCAACAAGAUGUAUGUCCACCCCGAAUCGCCGAACACGGGGGCCCACUGGAUGAGACAGGAGAUUUCCUUCGGCAAACUGAAACUGACCAACAAUAAAGGUGCCAAUAACAAUAAUACACAGAUGAUUGUCCUUCAGUCUCUGCACAAAUACCAGCCCCGGCUGCACAUCGUUGAGGUCACAGAGGAUGGGGUGGAAGACAUGAGCAGCGAGUCGAAGACGCAGACCUUCACCUUCCCCGAGAACCAGUUCAUUGCGGUCACCGCUUACCAGAAUACAGAUAUCACGCAGCUGAAAAUUGAUCACAACCCCUUUGCUAAAGGCUUCCGGGACAACUACGAUUCAAUGUACACGGCCCCCGAGAGUGACAGGCUGACUCCGUCCCCCACCGACUCCCCACGCUCCCACCAGAUCGUGCCAGGAGCCCGCUAUGCCAUGCAGCCCUUCUUCCAGGACCAGUUCGUCAACAACCUGCCCCAGAACCGCUUCUACAACGGCGAGCGCGCUGUCCCUCAGACCAAUGGCAUCCUGUCUCCACAGGCGGAUGAUGCAGGGACCGCAGCCACGCAGCGCUGGUUCGUCACCCCCAUGCAGCAGACAGGCUCCAACAAGCUGGACCUGAGCUCCUACGACAGCGACUACUCCAGCAGCCUGCUGCCCUACGGCAUCAAGUCCCUGCCCCUCCAGACCUCACACGCCCUCGGCUACUACCCCGACUCCGCCUUCGCCUCCAUGGCCGCGGGGUGGGGGUCCAGAGGCACUUACCAGCGGAAGAUGACCACGGGCCUGCCCUGGUCUCCCAGGCCCAGCCCCACGGGCUUCCCAGAAGACCACCUGUCCGGCAAGGACAAGGUCCGGGAGGACGCGGCCAGCGCCGCGGCCGCCUCGUCCACCUGGAUUGAGACGCCCCCCUCCCUGAAAUCCUUGGACUCGGCCGACUCCGGCGUGUACUCCAUGGUGUGCAAGAGGAGGCGGGUGUCUCCCAGCAACUCCAGCACAGAGAACUCUCCCACCAUUAAGUGUGAGGACUUGACUUCUGAAGAGUACAGCAAAGAGACCUCCAAAAGCAUGGGCUAUUAUGCCUUUUACACAAGCCCUUAGAGUAUUUUAAUUUUUUUUAAUGUUGAUGACCUUUUUUUAAGUUCCCUUGGAGUCCCCCCCCCCCCCCACCCCGCAUCACACCAUGUUCCCUCCGUCUGAGCGAUGUGCUGCCGUGUGUAAUUUCUGAAGGUGCCAAAGCUUUUAAUGAUCCGAGCAAGUUGUACUGGUAUUUGCCCUCCUCAGUGUGAUCAGUUUUAUUUUUCUUAAUUUUUUAAUAAGC